This is a messenger RNA of Ilex paraguariensis (yerba mate), 1243 nucleotides long. The record is from the annotation of a GenBank genome assembly. Lineage: Eukaryota; Viridiplantae; Streptophyta; Magnoliopsida; Aquifoliales; Aquifoliaceae.
AUGUAUCCAUUUAACAGCAAUGUCCACAACAAUAUAUUUGACACUGGCCAAACAGUCCCCAACAGCCCUUUUAUCAUUAAUGAUAUCAAUGGCAAUUCCAAACUAGAAGACCAUGACUCUUACUUGUUCCAGUUUCCUUCUCCUUAUAUUCACUAUGAAGAUGACACCAUUUUUCUACAACACCUCCAUGACCUUCUGCUUCAACAGCAACAAUUGACAACUGAUGAUAUAGUAGUUGACGUUGAGAAUACAAUUGACAUGGAGGUUUCAGACAACAAAGAAGCUGGUAACCUGAAAAACAGCCAUAAAGAAAAAUUUCACGGCGCGACCGAGCAGAUUCCGAGGAAGAGAUCUUCAAAGAAAGAUCGGCACAGCAAGAUCAACACUGCUCACGGACCGAGAGACCGAAGAAUGCGAUUGUCCCUGGAUGUUGCUCGAAAAUUUUUUGGCCUGCAAGACAUGUUGGGAUAUGAUAAGGCUAGUAAAACAGUAGAAUGGUUGCUGACGAAAUCAAAAGAAGCCAUUAAAGAGCUAACAAGAGGCUUCCCUCAUAUGAAACAUAGCUGCAGUGUUGGUGCAAACAGUGCAUCUUCUACCUCGGAGUGUGAAGUUAUAUCUGGAUUUGAUGAGUCCGCGUUGGACGAAAACCAGCAAGCCAGCAUUAUCACCAAGGGGAAACCCUCUUGCAACAAAGAGAGGAAAACUCGAGGAUUUCGUAAAACUGCAUCAAGGGAAUCGAGGAAAAAGGCAAGAGAAUGGGCAAGGGAGAGAACAAAGAAAAAGAGAAUGCUUGGUGAAUCAAAGCAAUGUGUAGAAGAAAUGAAUCAUCAUGAUUUGAAUCGAUUAGGGUCUUGGAGUCCCCUAGACACUGGUGAAGAAUCAGGCACACAAGGUCUCAACAAGAAUCCUCCAGAACAAAACCCACCUGAGAAACAGCUUUUUGGGACUAGAGAAGACAUUGGUAGUGAUUCUAUGGUGAUUACAGGCAGUUGGAGCCCAUCUACCAUCUUCAGUUAUCAGUGCAAUCCUGAAAUUUCACAUGAGCAUCAAUUUUCAGACUUUCAGUCUUAUGGCAAACCGUGGGAGACCUACAACAGUCUAAAUCUGCGCUAACAUGAACUAUCCCUUCAUAUUUGGUGGAGCAAGUGGAUAACAUUGGAAGAAAACUAUGUCCCUUCCGUUCGGAAUGCAAUAUAGAUAAGUAGCUUUUGAUGUGUAUAUUCUGUUCUGAACUACUUUGUCC